Messenger RNA from Branchiostoma floridae (Florida lancelet), 3311 nucleotides. RefSeq names its product polyadenylate-binding protein 4-like. Gene Ontology annotation, molecular function: poly(A) binding; poly(U) RNA binding; mRNA 3'-UTR binding. The record is from RefSeq and is a predicted model, not a curated record. The transcript is spliced from 16 exons. NCBI's taxonomy places the organism in Eukaryota, Metazoa, Chordata, Leptocardii, Amphioxiformes, Branchiostomatidae. Bases 322 to 2286 code for a protein of 654 amino acids. Gene Ontology annotation, cellular component: ribonucleoprotein complex; nucleus; cytosol.
CGGCUAACUAGAGCCGGCGUAGGUACCCCUCCUCACCUUUUUACCUGCGUCAGCUUCCACGCGUUGUUGUGUGUUAGCAUUUUAGGCCCACACAACAGCCGUAAACCCAAAAAUUUACAAAAAACAACAAAAAAACUUAAAAAGUGACAAAAAAUUCUGUAUAAAAACUUAAAAAGCUUGAGAAAAAAACUCGCGAAACGGUGGUAGGAACGUCCCAAAGUCUGCCGAAGCUCGAAGAUCCAGCAAAAAAUUGACAACGCCAUCUUGGAUUUGAAGACUUCUUUCUGAGAUUACAUACCUACAAGUUGAGAAGAGAUAACCAUGAACCCAGGCGGAGGUCCCACCUACCCUUGCGCGUCGCUGUACGUCGGAGACUUGGACCCCGACAUUACGGAGGCCAUGUUGUACGAGAAGUUCUCUCCCGCUGGACCCGUGCUGUCCAUCCGUGUCUGCCGCGACAUGGUGACGCGCCGCUCGCUCGGAUACGCCUACGUCAACUUCCAACAGCCAGCUGAUGCUGAACGUGCCCUGGACACCAUGAACUUUGACACCAUCAAGGGCAAGCCCAUGCGUAUCAUGUGGUCCCAGCGCGACCCCUCGCUGCGUAAGUCUGGCGUCGGCAACGUCUUUAUCAAGAACCUGGACAAGUCGAUCGACAACAAGGCUAUUUACGACACCUUCUCAGCUUUUGGCAACAUCCUGUCUUGUAAGGUUGCCCAAGAUGAAACCGGAUCCAGCAAAGGUUUUGGUUUUGUGCACUUCGAGACCCAAGAGGCAGCUGAUGAGGCCAUGGCCAAGGUCAACGGCAUGAUGCUCAACGGCAAGAAAGUGUAUGUAGGACGUUUUGUGCCGCGCAGUGAGCGUCUAGCUGCCAUGGGAGAAGCCCAGAAACGCUUCACUAACAUCUACGUCAAGAACUUCGGAGACAAGUGGGACGAUGACAAGCUGCGUGAUUUCUUUGAGAAGUACGGAAAGGUGGUGAGCGCCAAGGUGAUGACGGACGACAUGGGACACAGCCGCGGCUUCGGGUUCGUCAGCUACGAGGAACCCGACUCUGCUGGAAAGGCCUGUGAGGAAAUGAAUGACAUGGAGGUGGAUGACGGUCGCCGCAUCUACGUUGGCCGUGCACAGAAGAAGGCGGAACGCCAGGCCGAGCUGAAGGCCAAGUUCGAGAAGAUCAAGCAAGAACGCAUCCAGCGCUACCAGGGUGUGAACCUGUACGUCAAGAACCUGGACAGCACCAUUGAUGAGGAGAUCCUGCGUAAGGAGUUUUCACAGUUCGGAACCAUCACAUCCUCCAAGGUGAUGACUGAGAACGGCCGCUCCAAGGGUUUCGGCUUUGUGUGCUUCAGCUCUCCCGAGGAGGCCACCAAGGCUGUGACGGAGAUGAACGGACGUAUCGUGGUCUCCAAACCACUGUACGUUGCCCUUGCUCAGCGUAAGGAGGACCGUAAGGCGCAGCUUGCCUCCCAGUACAUGCAGCGUAUGGCCGGGAUGCGCAUGCCUGCACCACAGCCCAACCAGAUGUUCCAGGGUUCAUCCUACUUCAUGCCGUCCAUGCAGCCCCGCUACUUCCCCAGCCAGAUGGCCCAGGUCCGUGCCAGUCCACGCUGGCAACAGGCCGCUCCGAUGCGCCCCGGCGGCCAGGCCACCGCCUUCCAGGCCAUGCCCGCCGCCGGGUCCCGCUUCCCGGCCGCCACCGCCCCGCGAGCCGCCGCCGCAGCCGUGCGACAGGUGGCCCCGCAGGCGAUGGCCCGCACCACGCAGCCACCUGCUCAACGCAUGGCAGGGAGAGGUGGUGUUGCGCCAACCCAGCAGCCCCGUGUGGGAGUUGCCGCCAUGGCCAACCAGCAGCCCCGCCCAGGAUACAAGUACACUGCCACGAUGCGCAACCCGCCCAGCGGGGGUCAGCCUCAGGCCAUGAACCCAUCGGUCAUGUACCGACCGGCUUCGUACGCACAGUCCAGCAAGGUCCAGGAGCAGUCCACCCCCCAGCAGGCCGUCCAUGUGCAGGGCCAGGAGCCCCUGACUUCCACCAUGCUGGCUGCAGCACCCCCUCAGGAACAGAAGCAGAUGCUGGGAGAGCGCCUCUUCCCUCUCAUCCAGAACAGCCACCCCGAUCUGGCUGGUAAGAUCACCGGUAUGCUGCUGGAGAUCGACAAUGCCGAGCUGCUUCACAUGCUUGAGUCCCGCGAGUCUCUCAAGGCUAAGGUCGAGGAGGCCGUGGCUGUACUGCAGGCUCACCAGGCCAAGGAGCAGGCCGCGCGCGCCGGCGUGGCGGAGUAACCACGCCCCCUACCACCCCCACCAAGUUUCGCGAGGAACCUAACGUUAAACCUAGAGUAGCAAGCAAGCAAGUAAUUCCUUCCUGUGGAAACUGUACGCCAAACCGGGUGGGGUGAUAUCUGGAAAGUUGACGCAUGGGUAAAACUAAAACUUUUAACUGCAAAAAUAGCGAUAGUCGAGUGUGAAUGAGUGUUUUACAGUUUCAAGCCUGACUAUUAUAUACUACCUUUUGUAUGAAAGCUGUCAAAAACAUCUCUUUGUCCAUCAUAUUCGUUUCUUCGUUCGUUGACCUCGUGCAAGGAAAUCCUCUUCUUUUAACAACGGAAGUUGAGUGGGCAGGAUAUUUUUGUAGUAAAAUCCAACAAAAUCGAUAAAGACAGCCAGGGAAGCCUGUGAGAAGGUAAACUAAGUCUGUUUUUCUAUAAGUUCCAUAGUAGUUGUCUUAGUUAUGCCACAUGCAAGUGUUUUUAACAGCAGUGACAUUCUAUUACUAAUCUGCAUGGGUUUGUUGAAAUAUUUAAGUGGUCAAGAUUGUUGAAAAAAUUAAUAAUGUUGGACAGUUUUUGAAUGAUUUAUAACAUCCUAGGAUGACACAGGGUUGAACUGUUAAUAGCUUCAUGUUACUUUAUGCUAUUUUUGUAAAAAAAAAAUUGUAAAACUAAUCUUACGUUUGAAAAGGUGCCACCUGGCGAGGUGUACAGUUUUGCGGGACUGAUAGUUCAAAAAAGGCAAAAAAAAUCGUAAAAUAAGUAAAAAAAAUUUCGAUCUCAAGCAGAAAAGAAGAAGAAACCACACGGAAACUAGAGGAGGCAUAAAAAAUGGAAAAAACGUAUCAAAAACACCGCAAAAAUGUGGAAAAAAAGGAGACGAUCUUGUUGGGAAACUGUGGCGAGAUCAGCUCUGGGAAUGAGUGUUAUCAGAAUAACUGGUGUGUGAACAUGUGUUCUUGUUUGUGUUGAGGCUGGAAGAUGCCUUGAAUGUGUACCAUCUGCAACUUUGGGAAUUAAAACUACUGUUUCACACCA